Molecule: messenger RNA, 2079 nt
Organism: Peronospora matthiolae
Lineage: Eukaryota; Oomycota; Peronosporomycetes; Peronosporales; Peronosporaceae
Source: the annotation of a GenBank genome assembly
AUGCUUCUUGUCCCGCGUGGCAGCGCCUUACCGACCACUAUCUCGUUGCUUUUGGAGCUCUCCUGCCUCGUCUACCUCCUGCACCCAUGUGCUGAUGCUGAUGCCUCCACCGAAGACCUUCUGCACAGUGACAACGGCUCGCUUCGACCGUCUCUAGCGCCCUCAAUCGCUCCAGAGGUCCCAUUUUCCAGUCCCGAAUCCACUGCAGCCUCUUCCAGUACCCAUUUUAGUCGUGAAAAUGGGUCACAAGGUACGCUCGAUCUAGUGGAGACAGCUGCCGAUGUCUCAAUUGAUCAAGUUGAAGACCAUCUGCAUCUGGUUGAGCAGCUCGAACGGUCAGUGGACAAAAGUGUGCGGGAAUUGGGGUCCACGGACGAGAGACUCACAUACACUCGCUCGCAACUUCAAGAGAGGGAGCACGUCCGAGAUGGUCUGGUGCUGGUGCAGUCGGAUCUGAAGCGAUUGGCUCGAGGCCUUAAUCGGACGCUACUGGAGCUCGAACGUGUCGAGCAAGAAGAAGCUCUGCAGUCAAAGAAGCUUCAGGACGUGCUGGCAGUGCAAGAAGAAGAAGAGCGUGAACAGCAGCUGGAAAAGGAAGGGAUCCAAGACAUGGACUACGAGACGGGACAUUUGAAACACACGACAGGACUUAACACGGAACAGUUGAAGAAGCUGGAAGCAGUUGAAAAGAUGGCCGAUCCCGCAGUGUUGCACUAUGAUAUGGAGCUGCUGGCUCAAAUUGCAGUGCUGCUCGGAGGGUCCGCGGUUGGAGGGAUCGUGGCCACGUACUUUAACGUACCUCCACAUGCUGGGUAUCUACUGGGUGGAGCGCUCGUGGGACCGUCGUGUUUGGGAUUUGUACGACGGUACAAGGAAGUGGAGACGAUCUCGCUUUUUGGGUCGGUGUUUUUGCUGUUCGGACAUGGAGCCGCGUAUUCCCCACAAGAGCCGGAGGACGUUCUCAGGAAAUAUUUUGUUGGAGGUGUGGCAUAUAUCGUGUCCACGGUGCUGCUAGUUGCUGGAGGGGCGGUCCACAUUGGCUGGACGGAUUCGUUUAUCGAGGGACUGAUCAUUGGUCUAGGCGUCUGUUUUUCGACCACCGCUCCUCUGUACGAGCACAUUCGAGAAAAUGGGAUUCAGGACUCGUCUUUUGGCCGGACAGUGACAUCCAUCAUUGCGAUUCAAGACAUUCUGAUGAGCUUUGCUCUAGGCACACCUGAAUGGUUUUCCGUGCGUUCAGUUGGGUGGAUCGGUGUGGCCAUGGUACAGACUGUAAUAGCAUACGCUGUGGUCGUGAGUAUGACGAUUUGCCUACACAAACACGUGGUGCCCAAGCUACUCCGCUUUCUGACUGCAAUGGAAGAGAUCCACAAUUCGCCACUAGUCCUUCUUGGAGUGGUGUCUGUGUGCUUGUUCAUGGCACUCUUCUCCGAGACGAUUGGACUUUCGCUUGAGUGCGGGGCUUUCAUGGCUGGGCUAGCUUUUGUGCACGUGUCGGGCAACGCAAAGGGGGCCUUCAUGUCGAUUCGAGUGAUGGAAAAUCUCUUUGGUAGCAUGUUCUUUGCUAGCGUCGGUAUGAUCUUGAACCCGAUGUUUUUGAUCUGGAACGCUGGUGAGGUCUUGUCCAUGGUGCUUUUGAUCGUGUGCAUCAAGACAGUGUCCAUGACAGGCGUGAUGACAUUCUUCCGAAUCGAUCCGCGAAAAGCACUAAUGGCUGCUGUCGGUCUCUGUCAGAUUGGCGAGCUGGCACUCAUUUUUAUGAUCAAGGCCCACGCGUCUGAGCUUGUGUCCCGCCGGACUUACUUACUCUUCGUAGCUGCUAUCUCGGUCUUCCUAGCGUGCUCAUCCAUCUUCAACCGACGAAUAGUUGUCGCUCGUCGAAUGUCGCAUUACCGAUUGCCUUCGACAAUCGAAGACAAGCUAGUGGAUCAGCAACGGACUUCACGUAAUCACACGGACACCGUUUGUGCAGCACAACCGAGUGAUGUGUGCAUAGGUUCAAGUGGAGAAGAGGAUGCAAGUUUUUUACCGUCAAGGACACGACGACAGCAUCUACACCGAGAACCCGUGGACCAUUAG